AUGGCGCUGUUCGUUUGGUGGCGGUCGCAGUCGAGCCAGACAUCACCGGAGAAGGCGUUCGGCUCGAAACCUACCAUCACCGAGGAGGACCUGACCUCGGCCGAAGGUCCCAGCCAGCAGUACUGGGAGGUGCUGGCCGAGAAGCGACGCGCCGCCCUCCAGGAAUCCCUCUCGGAGAACAUGGACCUGUACGAGCAGCUUUCGUCGCUCAAGGAGGAACUCAGCACGUCUAAACAGAUGCUGCAAGAAUCGCGCAAUAUCGUCGAAGUGCUGACCGAGCUGCUGCAGGAGGACGAAGCCGAGAUAGAGCUGCGUUUGGGAAGCACGGCGGCGGAACUAGCCUGGAAGAUGACAGCGGCGUUGUGCCGGAAGUACCGAGCGACAGCGACGACGAUUCGCUGAUGCUGCUCACUGCCAGACCUUCAUUCAUGACCUAAGGUGUCGGUCGCGAUUUGCGGCUAAUCUCUAGCCAACCGUAAGACAUGUUCAGGAAACGGGCGGAAGGACGAGUAUGGUUAGAUUCCGGAAGGAGGCCUGCU
This is a messenger RNA of Culex pipiens pallens (northern house mosquito), 539 nucleotides long. Its product is annotated as geminin-like. The transcript has 3 exons. NCBI's taxonomy places the organism in Eukaryota, Metazoa, Arthropoda, Insecta, Diptera, Culicidae. Bases 1 to 402 code for a protein of 133 amino acids. The record is from RefSeq and is a predicted model, not a curated record. Gene Ontology annotation, biological process: regulation of DNA replication.